AUGCUCGGAUGGUUCAGUUCAUUUCGAGAAUAUGGAGCGCCAACAUUUUAUGGAGAGAAUCGUACACCUGUAAUUCUUGACACUCAAAUCUUCGGGCUAUUCGCGAUUUUUGUUGUACCGUCGAUUGCGUUCCUCAUCAUUUUGCCCGGUGUUCGUAAGAAACGUUUCGCAUCGGCAUGCUCCUUCUUUUUCAGUAUGUACGUUGGAGCUACUUUAUUAGGUAAGUCACCGCUUGAAAACUGCUAG
Messenger RNA from Haemonchus placei, 246 nucleotides. The record is from the annotation of a GenBank genome assembly. Lineage: Eukaryota; Metazoa; Nematoda; Chromadorea; Rhabditida; Trichostrongylidae.